AUGCCAGAGCACAUGUCUGACGGCAUAAUCCCACCGCCCUUCUCUGACUGCAUCGUCAUGAUCAGCAUCAUGGCACACGUUCCAAGAAUAGAGCCGUUACUAAUCGACGUAUGCUGGUACGAGUACAACCUCAACCUCAACGCCAACACUCCACCAUCCAAAAUGAUUGCCGCCAGCUCCGAGCCUUGCAACUUCGGCCGUGGUGCCUAUGAUACCACUGGCCUCCCCAAGCCUCCUCCUCCUCAGCCUCAGUAA
Molecule: messenger RNA, 255 nt
Organism: Trichoderma virens Gv29-8
Lineage: Eukaryota; Fungi; Ascomycota; Sordariomycetes; Hypocreales; Hypocreaceae
Exons: 2
Coding region: 1-255 (84 amino acids)
Source: RefSeq, a predicted model, not a curated record